Molecule: messenger RNA, 1092 nt
Organism: Cutaneotrichosporon cavernicola
Lineage: Eukaryota; Fungi; Basidiomycota; Tremellomycetes; Trichosporonales; Trichosporonaceae
Exons: 3
Coding region: 1-1092 (363 amino acids)
Source: RefSeq, a predicted model, not a curated record
AUGAGCGUCACCGGCAAUGCCACCGCCGUCCGCCGUACGGAUAUCGAUACAGCGGACGAGCUGACGCCCUGGACGAUCUCGAACAAGUACUACACCGCGCCUGUCUCAUUCCGGUCGCACCACCUCCACCUCCCCCUCCCCGAUCCCCACCCUGUAGUGUUGUACCUCUUCUCAGGCUCCGCUCCCAACCCCCUUCCACCGGCUUUGACGCGCCUCUCAGUCGCCGACCCGGCCCCCGACAUUGCUCUGGCUGUCCGUCUGGGCUCUUCCUCGCCUGAGCAAGAUGAAGAACGCUUCGACGAGCUCGGCUUCGAGUUGAUUGAUGAAUCUGGCGCUGCCGAGGACGACGACGAGCGACCCCUCGAUCCUCUUGAGAUCGUUCGGCAGACGCUCAUGACGCACAUGUGGCCUACCAUGAUCCGCAAAGCGCCGGGCCGUCACGCCGCGGGUCCCGAACAGCGCCUACCCCCAGGCAUUGUGGAGCGGCAGCGGGUCCCAACUAUGGACUACGCGACGUUCCCUGUAACGUUUGGUGCCGGCGGAUCAGAAGACGCCGAGCGACCAGCGGGCCCAGCAAGCGACUUUCCAGUCGGGUACGACGCUGUGUCGCAAGAUCCUGUUCGCGAGGCGGAAGAAACCGACGAGGAGAGUGAAGGGUUCGGGGAGUUCGCGGGACCUGGACAGGAAGAGUACGCCCGUCUUGACGAGUGGCUGGAGGGCGAUGGGGACGAGGACAUGCCCGUUGUGCACAACGGGUUAACCCCUGAGGGCGAGGCCCCAUCCGAGGCCGUUCCUGCAGCAGCUUCCCUUGCCUCAGCUCCCAACGGCGCGGAGGCGGACACCGUGGCUGCUGGCUUCGAGGACGAUUUCGACGCGAAUGAGUCUACCACCGACCCGAACCUCCCACUCGACCCAACGCCUAUCCUCCUGCAUCUCCAAAACGUGCGCGCCGAGCUCGCCGACGUUGGGGACGAGGACGAGCGCCGCGUGCGCGCCGGCGCGGAAGUCGCGCGCCUGAUGCGCAGUCUGGGCUUGGGCGGCGUUGACCUAGGACUCGACGAUUUCGACGACGACGAGUUCCGCAUGCCAUAG